Molecule: messenger RNA, 1122 nt
Organism: Brassica oleracea var. oleracea
Lineage: Eukaryota; Viridiplantae; Streptophyta; Magnoliopsida; Brassicales; Brassicaceae
Exons: 2
Coding region: 1-1122 (373 amino acids)
Source: RefSeq, a predicted model, not a curated record
AUGAGUGCUCUUGCCAUUUCAAAUUUCAAAGCUGUCCUCGGGCCUGUUCAACUCCCACGUGUUUGGUUCUCCCCACUAGACUGGUUUCAAGGCUUAACACCAUUCAAAUGCUCUCUGCAACAAAAAGGCAUCAUUCUCCUGAUGCCUACAUCAGAUGAAAUCAUGAAGAUCAUGUUCUCUCUGAACCCAAACAAAGCGCCAGGGCCUGGUGGUCUCACCUCGGGCUUCUUCAAAGCUUCAUGGUCAUUGCUAGGAAAGGAUUGUGCCAUUUCGAUUCAGAAAUUCUUCAACACUGUUCUAGCUAGUGAGAUCGUGAAUGGUUAUCAUAAGAACAGAGGGUCAAAGAAGAUUACCAUCAAGGUUGACAUUGCAAAAGCGUUUGAUACUCUCUCAUGGGACUUCCUCCUCUCAGCACUGGAAAGUCUAGACCUCCCCGACCACUUUAUUCGGCUGCUGAAAGCUUGUAUCUGCACAACAUCGUUUAUGGUAGGUUACAAUGGAACGGUGAGUGAUUUCUUGAAAGGAAAAAGAGGCUUUAGGCAGGGAGAUCCUCUUUCUCUCUACCUCUUUGUUAUUGCCAUGAACUACUUAUCACUGAUGUUGGAUAAAGAUGCGAGGCCAGGGAAUCUGUCUUACCAUCACCAAUGCCAAAAGACUAAGUUGACUCAUCUUUCCUUUGCGUCGGGACUUACGGAACAAGAAAUCUCAGCAAUCCAAGGAUCAACUGGUAUGCCUAAUAGAAGCCUUCCUAUGCGCUACUUAGGUGUUCCCUUGUGUACAAAGAAACUCUACUUGCAGAACCGCGAGCCUCUUUUGCAGCAGAUCAAACAAUGCAUCUCUUCUUGGUUUGCAAAAGCUCUUUCUUUUGCGGGAAGACUACUGUUGAUCAAAACUAAUAUUGCAGGUGUCUCCACCUUCUGGUGUUCCAGUUUUAUUCUGCCAAAAUCUUGCAUUAAUAAGAUCAAUUCACUUUGUGGUAUAUUCUUGUGGAAAGGAAGCAGUGAAGGUCACCAUUCUGCUAAAGUCAGUUGGGAAACAGUGACUCUUACCAAAAAGCAAGGAGGGCUUGGCGUCAAAGACCUACACAGUUGGAACCUCGCUUGUAUCAUGAAGCUUGUCUAG